CACAGAAGAUUGACAGGAUAUUCUGGAGGCACGGCAGGCGAGUAAUCUGGCAAACUGACCACAGCCACACCGUCAGACUACAGACAGCAAAUCUUAACAAAAUUCCGCCCCAAAUCGGGAACUUAAUCGCAUUUUGAUGCCGAAAUAUUGGCCUGAAAGUACCAUCUAUGGACUUCCAUCUCUGAUGUUCGUGUUUGAGAGCUGAUAAUGAUGAAGAUGAAGCUACGAGCGGCGGGAGGCGAAAAUCACCGAUGCGACUUGAAUUCCGUUAACGGAUCCGAUCGGGAGAGCGGAACCCGAGCGGCUCAGCUCGACAAGGAGGCGGUGUUCGAGUGGUUCGGCUUACAGCUGAAUCCGUCCGGACGCGUGGAGCUGCUUUGCGGGCUGCUGCAUAUGUGUCAGCCGCUGGAGCUACGCUUCCUCGGCGCCUGUCUAGAGGAUCUGGCCCGGAGAGAUUUCACCGUCCUGCGGGAUUACGAGAUCCGGGCCAACUCCCCCGCUGAUCUGGAGGGGCUGAUGAACGUAAGCGACCCAGUUGUACUGUCUAAACUGCUCGUUUAUUUGUCUUUGCUCGGAUCCAAGAGCAGGGAAUGCGCCGGGAUUCUCUUCAGGAAGUUGAGUCGAAUGGACGCCGGGAUGUGCGGAGCUCUACCGGAGCCGGGGACCGUGGAUCAACUGCGGCUGCUCUUCACGAUGGGAUCGUUACACCCGGCGUUCAGUUUCUAUCAGCGGGAAGAGCUGCGAGCGCAGUUGGACAGACUCCAAAGAUGGAGCCAGUUUUCCAGGCGGGGGUUCCUCUGUCCCCACCGGGAGAAUGACGCAGACUGGACUCUUUGUAGCAACGCCAAUCCACACCUCAGUGGCACAUCACAGAGGAAAGUGGUGCACAUUGAGAAGAUCAUUCUGAAGGAGGUUUCUAUGGGAGGAGACGGCAGGCAGUACAGUUUUGAGGUGAAAUGGUCAGACUCUUCAUCUACUGCCGUCACCAAAAGUCAUCGGGAGUUGGAGGAUUUUCUAUUAAAGCUUCCUAAGGAGCAGAGUCCUGAUGGCUUUGAGAAGGGUAUCGUCAGGUUACUCAGUCGUGCAGAUCAAUGCGAAUCCAGAGAACUGGAGAGAAACCUCAGGGAGAAGUUCCUGUCUCUAUCACAGGAUGUCCUUCAGAGAUGUGAUGUUUCCAGGUUCUUCCUGUCUGAUGCUUCUGUACUGCCAUGCAGCCACUGUACCAGUGCGCCCGUAGCCAGAAUCCAUCAGCCUGAACGCGGUUUCUCUGAGGACUGCUCCGAGACGUCCAGUCUGGAGGAGGAUGUGGAGGCUUACAGCGUCAGAGCUUCUGGACUGAGUAAUCAGCGCUCUGAAUGCCAGAGGAGAGGAAACUGUGAGCAGAAUGGAGACAGAGUUUGGAAGAAAGAAACUGAAUUGGAACAGAGCUGCACAAAUGACAGAAGAAUCUUCACAUCUGGACAGAAGAACAAAGGAAGGCCAGCUGGAAAAAGGGAUAGAGGCAGACGAGUUACUGGUGUCAAGACUUCUAAUGGAAUCCAGAAGCCUUCUGCAGCACUGAUGAUCAACCAGUCAGCUUGCAAAGACACAGGAAGGGACCGGUAUGGGGACUCAUCAUCAGAGAGCUCAAACUCAGUGGCGUCCAGUCCUGUUCACCAGAAGACCCCGGAGGACCAAGAUACAGGGAGUCAGUCUGAUAACUCGGUCCAGGAACCAGCUGAAAAGACUCACCUCGCCAAAGGCAUUGGCGGGAAAGCAGUUGCCAUGGUGAAUCCAUUAGUUCCUGAGCCCCAGAAUGUUCCGCAGCCUCCUUCAGUGGUGGAGCUGGCGCUGACCGCGUGCCUCCCUUACGCCCUGCAGUACAACACCACCGCUCAGAGAGACGCGAGGCAGGGUAAGAUAACCAUCACCAUCCCAUUGGCCCAAGACCCUGGAGCAUCAUCAGCCAGCGCUCACCCACAGCAGCAGCCACCGCUGGGAGCGUUCAGCGUCCUCUCGCCCGGCCAGUGUCCUCUGCAGCCCGCUAACAGCACCACGGCCAAUAACCCCAUCAAAACAAACACCAAGGCCACCGUUACUGCCAACGCCCCUUCCAGCUCAAGUUCCUGCAGUAGCCAAGUACCAGGACCUUGCCCCACAACUGUACCCACGCACACCCCGGGACCAGGGCCCCUGCCGGCCUCUGCGGUCACACACAGCACCGCUCAGAACAACUCCUUGUCCUACAUCAACAGCUCCAGUCUGCCAGUUAUGCCACAAGCAAGUGGUACACAGCAGCAGCAGCAGCAGCAGCAGCAGCAGCAGCAGGGAUGCUGCAACGCCUGCGGCUGCCGUGGAACCUGUGUAGGAAACGGUGCCCACCAGACACCCAGCUACUUCCUGCCAACCCCACCCCCACCUGCCCGUCAGAUGUUCGGGCCACCGCCUGCUUUCUUCCAUCUCUCUCCCUCUCUAUGCAACAGUUUCCCUGCCCAGGGCCACCAGAAUAACGCGGCGCCGAUGCCCUUCUACGCCCACACUGGUCCUCCUGCAGCGUUCCUGCACGCUCACUCGGAGCACAUGCUGGCAUCGCAGGCUGGAUACAGUCUGCCUCAGAUGCACCACUUACGUCAGUACUACCCACCUGUCUUUCCACAGGUUGGCAUGAUGUCUAGCGGAACCAACAUGAAGAAGACCAACAACGUGUCCUGCUAUAACUGCGGCAAGAGCGGACAUUUCGCUCAAGACUGCAAACAACCGACCAUCGACGCCGGGCUGACAGGUGGUUUCCGGCUGAAGUACGUUGCCCCAAACUCCUCAGAAGCAUUAGAUAAAACCGACUGACAGCGAGCAGGGGACUGAAGCCCGGCGAGCCAGCGAUUCCAGAGACCCUUGAGAUCGUUCUGUUCAGUUUCUUUAAGCCUUGUCCAGAAAGCAAAACAACAAAAAAAGAGCCAAUGCAAGACGAGUUGCUUAAACUUAAUGGGUUCUCUUAGAAAUUAAAUUAUCUUAAUGUUAUAGUUUAAAUAGGAUGGAUUGCGAGAUGAUUUUUGUUUUAGGUUCAGACUAGUUUAUUGUUGUCAGAAGGAUUUUAUAUGAGCUGAUGUUC
Messenger RNA from Carassius carassius (crucian carp), 3088 nucleotides. Its product is annotated as zinc finger CCHC domain-containing protein 2-like. Gene Ontology annotation, molecular function: zinc ion binding; nucleic acid binding. The record is from RefSeq and is a predicted model, not a curated record. The transcript is spliced from 14 exons. Bases 208 to 2823 code for a protein of 871 amino acids. NCBI's taxonomy places the organism in Eukaryota, Metazoa, Chordata, Actinopteri, Cypriniformes, Cyprinidae.